GUGCGCCCGCCCCCGCGCUGCGGAGAAUGGGCACCUCGGGCCGCGAGCGCAGCCGGAGAAUAAAACCCCGAUGAUCACGGGCUGAGCCCGCGCCGCCACCAUGUCCGUGGCCUUCGCGUCCGCGCGGCCGAGAGGCAAAGGGGAGGUCACGCAGCAGACCAUCCAGAAGAUGCUGGAUGAGAACCACCACCUAAUCCAGUGCAUCCUGGACUACCAGAGCAAGGGCAAGACAGCGGAGUGCACCCAGUACCAGCAGAUCCUGCACCGGAACCUGGUCUACCUGGCCACAAUAGCAGACUCCAACCAGAACAUGCAGUCGUUGCUUCCUGCUCCACCAACACAGAACAUGAACCUGGGACCUGGGGCGCUGAGUCAGAGUGGUUCCAGCCAGGGUCUGCACCCCCAGGGCAGCCUCAGCGAUGCCAUCAGCACAGGCCUGCCUCCUGCCUCCCUCAUGCAAGGCCAGAUUGGUAACGGUCCAAACCAUGUGUCCAUGCAGCAGACGGCCCAGAGCACACUACCUACAACUUCCAUGAGCAUGUCGGGCAGUGGCCAUGGUACUGGGCCUGGCUACAGCCACUCAGGACCCACCUCGCAGAGUGUCCCCAUGCAAGGCCAAGGUGCCAUCAGCAACUAUGUGUCUCGGACCAACAUCAACAUGCAGUCCAACCCAGUUUCCAUGAUGCACCAGCAGGCAGCUACAUCCCACUACAACUCGGCACAGGGUGGGAGCCAGCACUACCAGGGUCAGUCACCCAUCACCAUGAUGGGCCAGGGCAGCCAAGGGAGCAGCAUGAUGGGGCAGCGCCCUAUGGCGCCCUACCGGCCCUCCCAGCAAGGGUCUUCCCAGCAGUACCUGGGCCAGGAGGAAUACUACAGUGAACAGUACAGCCACAGCCAGGGUGCUGCGGAGCCCAUGAGCCAGCAGUACUACCCAGACGGCCACGGCGACUACGCCUACCAACAGUCGUCUUACACAGAGCAGAGCUACGACCGCUCGUUCGAGGAUUCCACACAGCACUACUAUGAGGGGGGAAAUUCCCAGUACAGUCAGCAGCAGGCUGGGUACCAGCAGGGCACGGCCCAGCAGCAGACAUACUCCCAGCAGCAGUACCCCAACCAGCAGAGCUACGCAGGGCAGCAGCAAGGCUACGGCCCUGCCCAGGGAGCCCCGUCACAGUAUUCGAGUUAUCAGCAAGGUCAAGGCCAACAGUAUGGAAGCUACAGAGCAUCGCAGACGGGACCCUCUGCCCAGCAGCAGCGGCCUUACGGCUAUGAGCAGGGCCAGUAUGGAAAUUACCAGCAAUAAGGGACAAGCAUUCUCAUUGGAGCCCUUGUGGUAGUGUGUCCAUCCGGAGAUGGACAAGCUGGUGGCAGCUCUGAUGAAUCGUAACAUGUUGGUUACCCUCUGCCCAGUGACAUAUCUGCAUGUGAAGCGUGCUCAUUUCAUGCUGGGUAUGAUGCCGAGCGUGCGAGGCUGGCAGGAGACAGUGCUGCGAUUGUGACGUAUUUGGUGCUGUGCUGACACACUGGAAAGGUUACCCCUUUUGUCCCCUAUCCCCUCUUUGAUGUUCAUAUAGCUCUGGGGGUCAUACUGUCAUCGGAUGUUCUGUGCCCACUGAUGGACAUAGUCUAAAAGACACCAUGGUCCACGUAUUCCCCUAUCUGCCUCUUCUCAUGCCAUUGUUGCAAUGUGGGUUGUAAAUAACUGGCUCCCCGUAGAUUGACACACACACAGCCCUGGGUGGCUGUUUUCUUCCUGUGCCUAGGUGGGGGUUGGGGCACCUUCUGUGUCUUAGGCCAGUCUCCGUUCCACUGUAAUAGGAAAGCGUGCUUUAUGCAGAGAGGCUGAGCGCUCUCCUGUGCAGAGCACCCCAUUGCCUGUGUCUCUUCAGUGAGCCCCUAAAGCUGUGUGUCUUUGUAUUAAAAAAUGAAGAGGGCUCAGUGACUAUUCCGAAUAAAUGUGUCCAUGAGGGCAGUGUGCUAUUAGCCUACCCCAAGGAGGGCAGCACACUGAAGAGCAAGGCCUGUUCACUACCAGCUGGGCCACAAGCAGUGGGACGGUGGCCCCUGUUUAGCUGGCGUCAUGUCUAGGAUUUCCAUACGCCCGAUUCUGAGCUCAGAUACUGUAAGGCAUUGCAAGGUGGCAAGCUUAACAGUCGGCAGGUGUUUAUCUUGUGUUGUUUCUUCCGGGACCUCCUUGUGCGGGAUGCCAAGCAAACGUUCCUUCUGUUUAGGGUUAUCAGAAACCCACUUCCUGUUUUUAAAAGAACCCAAAUAACUUGAUGUUCUUUUAACUGUAAAGUAAAAGUUUCACAUACUGAAAUUUGAGUAACUUUUACGUUUGGAUUUUGUGUAAACAUUAAAGGCAGCUCUCUUAGAAAGGUGUGGUCAAAGGAAAAAUACUGACGAACCAGCAUGGAAAUUUGACCACCAUUUAUUUGGCUAAUAAUUGUAUUACUAUGAAUCUUUUUUUUUUUUAAAGUCUUCAGAUAAAUGUUGGGAGUUCCAACCACCACCAAGAAAAUACAAAAAAUAUCCAAUUGUCCAGUGCCUGGUAUAUCAGGCCUACUCAGCAUGACCCUUUUCUUUUUUUCUUUUUUAGACUAGGUCUAAUCCAGCCCAGACUGUCCUCAAACUUACUACAUAGCUGUGGCUGACCUUGACUCCAUGACCCUCCUUCCUUCACGUCCUAAGUACUAGAACUAUAGGGGUGCCCCACAACACCUGGCUCUGGUGUUUUUAAUUGAUAAGUUUUAUGUUUUCAAAACUAAUUCUUUCAUCUGUAAUUCAAUGCUUGUGGAUUUACAAGGCACUUUUAUGGUUUUUGUACAACUUAAUCCUAACAGCCUUUGCUGGGAAAUACAGAGCAAGUAUCAUUUCUACUUACAGAUGAAGAAUCAAGUCAGAGUAAAGGAUUUGUCUCUGUUGGCUGCCGUCCUGUUCUAGGGCACCCUUCUCUGACCUACACAACAGAUAACAAACGUGGGUAUGAGUAUUUAUCCUGCAGGCACAGGGUUUAGGAGGCGAGGGCUGAGUAUGUGACCAUGUUAAGUUGACAGAGAUGAAGAGCUCCUGAUGGCUAAAUGACAAAAGUAUUAGCAGCUCCUUAGGGACUUGGCUCUCUUUUUGUUCUUUUUCUUUCAGGCUGUUUUUUUAGAACUAGGCUGUCUGCAAGCUCAGUUGAGGGCUGAAAUUUCCUAUUGAAAAUGUCAAAACAUUUUAAGUAACUGUGAAAAUGGUUUUUAUUCCUUGCCAAUCUGGGAAUAUGCCUUUGUUGUAUAUGUGUGUGUAUGUGUGUUUUAAGUGCUGUAUUCAUUUUUUGAAAGAAAAAGACACUUAAAAAUUUAUCGCCCCGAAAUUUCAAUCUGAAAUGUCUUACAUUAAGAAUUUCUUGAAUGUUGUGUAUAUAUUUUUAAAAGCACUUUGUGAAAUAGUUUGUACAUUUAUUUCCUAAUUUAUACAUGAUUUGGGUGUUAAUAUAUUUAAUGAUUAAUAACGAUGUUUAUUUAACGUUUUGUCUUGUCCAUUUUUAUGUAAUACUGUGGGAAAAGUGAUGCCAGCAAUUCAUUUUCAUUGACUGUAUUAUAGCUUUUCUUUCGUAACAUGAAUGUUUGAAAAGUCCUAGGCUGAAACGAGUCGUUUGUGCAGGUGUGGUUGACUGCUUGGUUUUUUUUAUGACUCCUACUGAAGGCCAGAAAAGAUGCAUCGGAAUAUUUGGAAACUGCUGCUCAUCCUCCUGUUAUUUCCCAACAUCCACCCAGCACAGAGAACUUGAGAGGGGAGGCCGAGGUUUUCGGAUGUGCUGACAACUGCCUGCUGGUGUGCAGACGCUCCUCCUGAUCAGGGUUUGUGGUUGGAGGUCUCUGGGAACUUUGCAUAACACAGUGAGGUGCUGGAGAUGUCUGCAGAGGGGCAGAGCAGCACAGCUCAGACCUCUGAGGAAGCAGCCUUCUCUCUGCAAUGGCAAGCCAGUUUUCACGUGUGGGCUUCAGUAACAAGCAUCGUUAAGUUGUAAAAAAGGAAG
Nannospalax galili (Upper Galilee mountains blind mole rat) is the source of this 4027-nucleotide messenger RNA. RefSeq names its product SS18L1 subunit of BAF chromatin remodeling complex (gene Ss18l1). NCBI's taxonomy places the organism in Eukaryota, Metazoa, Chordata, Mammalia, Rodentia, Spalacidae. Gene Ontology annotation, molecular function: transcription coactivator activity. The record is from RefSeq and is a predicted model, not a curated record. Gene Ontology annotation, biological process: positive regulation of dendrite morphogenesis; positive regulation of transcription by RNA polymerase II. The coding region runs from base 101 to 1309 and encodes 402 amino acids. The transcript is spliced from 11 exons. Gene Ontology annotation, cellular component: nucleus.